This is a messenger RNA of Racocetra persica, 253 nucleotides long. Lineage: Eukaryota; Fungi; Glomeromycota; Glomeromycetes; Diversisporales; Gigasporaceae. The record is from the annotation of a GenBank genome assembly.
AUGGUGUGUACUAUCUUCUUCUGUUCUGCCCUAGCAGAAGAAAUAAAUUGCACAGCAUGCACCGAGUAUCUUUGGACUGUAAAAAAUCCAGUGACAGCAAACAUAAAGUUCAAUGAUCCAAAACUAAGAGGUAGUUUCGUUCUGUAUGACAACAUGAAAGAUAGUGGAACUCAAAUAUCCGGACAAUUUGCUCGAGGAAUAAAGUUGAACGACCCUCAUUUGUACAAAUUCACCGCUCAUAUACACUCUACUU